UUUUUCCGUAGACAUUCUAAAUUUUUGUUUGCGUAUCAACCCUUCUGCCGUCGGUGUGCUUCGCAUUCUGCGAAGUUCUGUCGUUGAAAAUGUGGCUGGAGAGAUGACGGAAGACGCUUUUCCUAGGACCAAUUUCGCGCAAUGCCGCAGGAGAAAAUCAAAGCCAAUUUUCGGGAUCGUCUGCGAGAAAAGAUCCGUCCCAAAAGUCAGCGUUCUGUUAUCCCUCGAGAAAGUGAAACGUCCCAAGCCCGAUGGGUGAACGAGAACUUGUCUCAUGAUCGAAAACUCUCGUCCUUAUUGAUCCAGGCCGAGGCUGAUGUUAUUUGUGGUCAUGGUGUGCAUUGGGAAUGGAACGAUGUGGAGUCAUGUUUGACGCCGUCUCUGGCCAGGAUUCUCCUCGACCAAACUGCAUUGACAUAUUUUAUUCAAUUCCUCGAACCGUUAGGAGCGUUGUGUUAUGUUCAAUUUUGGUUGAGCAGCCAUAAUUUUCGAACUGCUCUUCGCCAGUCCGAGAACAAAGACAGGGACUCGUCCAAAGUGGACUGUUGUCCCGAUGUGCAUCAAACCCUAUCAAAAUUGCUUCUUGAAGAAAUCGGGUCAGACCCAGACGACCCCGAAGAAAAAUGUUGCGGAAGUGGGGACCAUGUCGGGGCACGGAACAAAAUCCGGGUUGCCAGGACCGUCUCGGAUUGUAACCGGGCUUGUGGAAUCGUUCCCCAGUGGUCGGAAUCGGCGCCGUUGACUCACUUUCAGCACAUUGUCCGAGACGCUGUGAAAAUCUGCGACCGGCACUUGAAAUCCACUUCUUUGUGGCCGAAACCACUUCCCAGAGAUUUGGUUGAAACCAUUCUGCAGAGCGUUCGAGUGAACUCAGACGGCGACGUGUUUGACUCCGACAUAUUCCUUCCGGCGCAGGAUUUUGUCUUCCAAAUUCUGACCAAGGAUUAUUACACGCAAUUCUUGGAAAGUGACGCAUUUUACAACUACCGCAUUGACGUGCUGACGAACAAAAUAUUGUCGCUGAAAGACUACAUGGAGAAAGAGGGACAUUUGGACUUGGUCGAAUUUCUUCUGACCGCAGCCAGCAUAACUAGUCAGCUUCACAGUGAUUCCAUCUCCCCGGAAGCUGCCCAGAAUGAUGCUAUGGUGGUUUACGAUAGGUACAUAUCUCUGCAAGCAACUCAUGCUUUGGGAUUCAGUGACACGAUUCGAUUGGAAGUUGAAAUGAGUUUGUGUCGUGAGAACGGACUCGGUCCUGAUCCGAAAACAUUCGUGAGACCUGCUAGUGUUGUCAAUACUCUGCUUACCAAGCAUUUCUUCCCGGAAUUCUUGAAAUCUCAUCUCUACUACACGUACACGCAAGAACUGGUGACUACUUAUCAAUUGGAUCAUCUGAAUGCUCGGAAGAGAAUGCAAUCAUCGAGAAGUGAGCCGUCGAAGAUAUCGGACGAGACGAGAAGUGUUAGCAGUUCUCAAACAACAGGGAAAGCUCUGAAUGGGAUGACACGUUCGAGAGCAGAAUCUCAACCCAAAGGAGCGAGAAAAAUGUCUACGUCCACAUCAGCGCCUGUAGAUAUUAGGCACAGAGCAUCCAUUGAUCCGUUGCUUUUGCCGCCCGCUCAGCCCGAGGACCAGAGCAUCUUUCUGCGAGCUCAUUACCAAAUCAUACCAAUGAUGUUCAAGAGGUACCGCUUGAAAAGCGUCGCUGUUCACGUCGGAAUUCUGGUCUAGGACUGAGAACCCCGUCGAGUCCAUUCCGA
Notodromas monacha is the source of this 1760-nucleotide messenger RNA. Lineage: Eukaryota; Metazoa; Arthropoda; Ostracoda; Podocopida; Cyprididae. The record is from the annotation of a GenBank genome assembly.